Anolis sagrei ordinatus is the source of this 4860-nucleotide messenger RNA. It is a transcript of the gene RSF1, whose product is annotated as remodeling and spacing factor 1. Gene Ontology annotation, biological process: negative regulation of DNA-templated transcription. Gene Ontology annotation, molecular function: histone binding. The record is from RefSeq and is a predicted model, not a curated record. Lineage: Eukaryota; Metazoa; Chordata; Lepidosauria; Squamata; Anolidae. Gene Ontology annotation, cellular component: RSF complex; chromatin.
CGCUCGCCUUCUUCAUCCAUCCAUCCUCUCAGGAUCCAAGAUGGCGGCGGAAGCGGCGGCUCCUCCAUCGCCUCCUCCCCCUCCGCCGCCGGGAGGCUGCCCGGCUUCGUGCCCCAGCUUCGCCGUGGUCUGCUCCUUCCUGGAGCGCUACGGGGCCCUCCUCGACCUGCCCGAGAUGCCCUUCCCGGAGCUGGAGCGGGCCUUGCGCGGGAGCGGCGCCCAGCAGCAGGUUCCAAGAGAGCUUGUAGAGCUUCAUCUGAAACUGAUGAGAAAAAUUGGGAAGUCUGUCACAGCAGAUCGAUGGGAAAAAUACUUAAUCAAGAUGUGUCAAGAAUUCAACAGCACCUGGGCAUGGGAGAUGGAAAAAAAAGGCUAUCUUGAAAUGAGCAUUGAAUGCAAAUUGGGGAUACUGAAGUACCUUUGUGAGUGCCAGUUUGAUGACAAUCUGAAGUUUAAGAACAUCAUUAAUGAGGAAGAUGCGGAUGCUAUGCGCCUUCAGCCACUUGGCAAAGACAAAGACGGCCUGACAUAUUGGUUCCAGUUGGACCAAGAGCACAAUGUGAGGAUGUACGUAGAAGAGCAGGAUGACCAAGAUGGGACCUCAUGGAAGUGCAUUGUCAGAAGCCGAAAUGAGCUGGCUGAAACUCUUGAGCUCCUGAAAGCACAAAUUGAUCCCGAGCUAUUGAAAAAGCAGCAGCAGAAUGAUUCCUCACAAGAGAACCCCAGUGCGGAAGACGGCGAGGCCAAAAAGGGGGAAGCACCGGCAGCCCAAGAAACUGAAUUAAAAACGACAGGAGAAAAAGAAGAGAUAAAAGAGGAGCAGACAAAGCAACCAGAAAAUCUUCCCUCUGCCGUAAUUCCAGAAGAGGAAAACAAGUUAAAAUCGGAGAGAGUGGAGGAGAAAGAAAUUAUAAAACUGCCAGUUAUUGUCAAGCUAGAGAAAGUUUUGGAAAACAAUGGGGAAGUGCAAAAUACCAAAGAAGAAAAGGACUCUUUUAAGGAAAACGUUAAGCCUAUUAAAGCAGAAGUGAGGGAGUUUAAGCUAGAGCCAAAAGACUUGAAAGAUGUACAUAGUAUCGCAGAGAAAACUGUUCAUGAGCCCGAAAGGACAGAGUUCUGUGUCAGUGUCAAACCUCCCCAGGAAGUGGUGGAGAGGACUGUGGAAGAAAGUGAGAAACUCAAAAAUGACCAGCAAGCGAAGAUCCCCCUGAAAAAGCGGGAGAUUAAGCUGACGGACGAUUAUGACAGCCCGUUAAAGGGACCCUUGCGGAAAUGUAUUACCCCAACCAAGGAGGUUUUGAAAGAGGAGGCGAAACAGGAGGAGGAGACUUUUAAAAGAGUCCCUACCAUUACUGAUGGGAAAUUCCUUGUGAACGGGGAGGUUAGUAGUGAGAAAAUCAUGCCAAAUAAUAAGUUGGACCAUUCACCCAGCGUGAAGGAAGACGCCGGCAGUCUCUGUAAGGAGAAAAAUGGAGUGAGUGGUGAAAAGACGGCAGAGGCUGUUAGCACAAUUGUAAGGACGAGUGACGCAGAGAGAAAUCUCUUGCAUGCGGGGAAGGAGGUGGCUAGCGUGAUUACUGCGGUUCCUCAUCAGAAAGUGCCUUUAAUGGAGGAAACUGGCCCUAAAGAGAAGGAAAGCGUACUUGUGAGUAAGAGCUCGGAUGUUAUUGUCGAGGCAGCUUCCAAAAAGGACGAUGGUCUCAAAAAGCCCGCAGAACCCGUUAAAGAAAAUGAUAGUUUGCCCCUUCCCGAAGGGUGCCAAGAUAAAACUUCUAAAGUAUCUUCCCCGAAGGAGCUGGUUACUCCAACAGAGGAAGAGGGUUUGAGAAGUAAAGAUCAACCAGCGGAGAAGCCAGAUCUACCAAAAGUAGACGUGGUACCAUCUCCGACUCCAAGCCCUCCCUCUGAGAAACCUGUGAGUGAAAAAAAGGGCCCGGACUCCAAAAGCACUGAGGAGGAAAACGUAAAGCUCAAGGAGCAGGAUUCUGAACCAGAGAAAGGAGCGGAAGCUCAAGAGAGUGAGACCUCCAAACAAGGCGAUGCCCAAAGUUCUGUCGAGAAACCGUCGGAGCCUAAAAAGGAGCCUGCGAAAAGCAAGUGCAAAUAUAAGCUGGUUUCUGAAGAAGACAGUUCUCUCACAGAGAACAGGGAAAUCACCUCUGAAAGGCAGAAAGAAGGGAUCAAGCUCACAAUCAGAAUCUCCAGUAGAAAGAGAGGCACUGCUGCUCCAAAGAGUCGGAACUCGGCCGCUGAAAAGGAGGAGGAAGUGGUCAACAUUGGGCGUGUUUUAAGGAGGUCUCCUCGGAUAUCCAAACCUACACAAAAGAUAGCGGAGACCCGGGAUCCCAAGGCUGAGAAAAAACGAAACGAGGAAGAAGAUGAGAAGCCGGCCCCAGUGCAAAAACAAGAGAAGAAAGAGGACCCCAAAAAACAAGAGAAGGGGGUGAAUUCCAAGGCAAGCAAGGCUUCUCAAAAAAAUAAAGUUCGGUGGGCCGGUACUCGAACUCGUGGCAGGUGGAGAUACUCAAGCAACGAUGAGAGUGAAGGCUCAGAAAGUGAAGAAAACUCUGAGGAAGAGGAAAAGGAGGAGGAAGAGGAGGAGGAGGAAGAAGAAGAGGAACCUGCACCUGCUGAUGACGAUGAGCCGUGCAAGAAGUGUGGACUUCCCAAUCACCCUGAGCUGAUUCUCUUGUGCGACUCUUGUGACAGUGGCUACCAUACAGCAUGUCUUCGGCCUCCGCUGAUGAUAAUUCCAGAUGGAGAAUGGUUCUGCCCACCUUGCCAACAUAAAUUACUUUGUGAGAAGAUGGAGGAACAGCUGCAGGAUUUGGAUGUUGUCUUGAAAAAGAAGGAACGUGCAGAACGAAGGAAGGAACGGCUCGUGUACGUGGGGAUCAGUCUUGAGAAUAUCAUUCCUCCACGAGAGCCCGAUAUACCUGAAACCAUGGAGGAAAAGAAGAAAGAUCCCAAAAAGUCAAAGGCAAAGCUGCUAGAAAGGAGGUCAACGAGGCAACGGAAAUGCAUCAGUUAUCGAUUUGAUGAGUUUGAUGAAGCCAUUGAUGAAGCAAUUGAGGAUGACAUCAAGGAAGCUGAUGGAGGAGGUGGGGGAAAAGGGAAAGACAUGUCCAACAUCACAGGCCAUCGCGGGAAGGAUAUCUCCACCAUCCUGGAGGAAGAAAGGAAGGAAAACAAGCGGCCUCCAAGGGCUGCAGCAAUUCGUCGUAAGAAACGGCGACGGCUGAAUGACCUGGACAGCGACAGCAACCUGGAUGAAGAAGAAAGUGAAGAUGAGUUCAGAAUCAGUGACGGAUCUCAGGAUGAGUUUGUUGUGUCAGAUGAGAACGUAGACGAAAGCGAAGAGGAUCAGCAAUCACACGACGACAGCGAUCGAGAAUUCUCCCGGCGUCGACCCAGGAGGCACCAUUCGAGGCCAAUGAGGCAGAGCAGGAGGCUGCGGAGAAAAACAGUCAAGAAAAGAUACUCAGAAGACGACGAAGAGGAGGACUCUGAGGAUAACGUAAGCGGCAACUCUGAAACCGAAAUGUCUUCAGAUUACAGUGAUGACUUUUUAGAAACCCGGAGGAGAUCUCGGCGGAAUCAGAAGAGACAAGUCAACUAUAAGGAAGACUCUGAAAGCGAGGGUUCUCAGAAAAGCUUCCGAUAUGGGAAAGAACUGAGAAGAAUCCACAAACGCAGGCUAUCUAGUUCAGACAGUGAAGAGAGCUACACAAGCAAGAACUCUGAAGACGGCCCACCAGCCAAGUCAAAGCGGUCCGUUCGGAAACGCAGCCACAGCUCCGACGAAGACUCCGAAGGCGAGGAGGGGGACGAGGAAGAGCGGCCUGUCCGAAAGCGUCUGAACCGGAUCGAAACAGACGACGAAGACAACGGCAGCAGUGCCAACGACGAGGCCAAGAAGCCCGCCCCUGCCAGCAAGUCCCCGGAGCCCCAGGCUCCGCCAGACGUCCCCAAGAAGCCCUGCUACCGGAUAGAAAGCGACGAAGAAGAUGACUUUGACAAUGUUGGGAAGGUCGAAAGCCCCUUGGACUACAGUCUGGUGGAUUUGCCCUCCACCAACGGACAAAGCCCUGGGAAAACAAUCGAGAACUUGAUCGGGAAGCCUGCCGACAAGGUUCCCACCCCGAAGGACAGCACGGCCACUGCCAGCUCGGCGCCCAAUGGGACGAGCGGUGGCCCGGAGGCAGGCGGCCCGGAGGAGGACGAAGACGAACUCUUGCGAGUGACUGACCUUGUCGAUUACGUCUGUAACAGUGAACAGUUAUAAGACUUCCAUUUUUUGUGCUAAUUUAUUCCACGGUAGCUCAUACCAGCGGGCCAGUUAUUAAAAAGGUGUUUUAUUUUUCCUAGAAAACUCUCCACUACAGUAUCAAUUUUCAGCAGUCAAGAACUUCACCAGUCCUGCAGUUUGGGGUAUUUUUUUCUCUCUCUCCGCCGACCUGACCCCCUGUGAUGUGACCAGGUUUUUUUGGAACGCUUUUUUGUCAAGAUAAUUACUUUAAAUCCCCUGUUAUCAUUCUUCCCUCCUCCUCUUCUUCCGCUUCCAGAUCCUGAACUCCAUCUACGUACACAGACCUUGUAGUAAACGAGAGAUUUGUAUAUUUUUGACUUUAUAUUUCCUGAGUGCACACACAUUUAGAGGUGUUGGGGGCAUGAGGGCUGGGAUCGUGUAGUCGAAAGAAAAGCAUUCCAAGUUGGUCAGGGCCCAAAAAUCCGAAUUGGGUGGGUGGGUGGCGGCAAAGGGUUGGGGAAGGGGCUGCAGAGGCACUUGUGCUCCAACUUUUUAAUAGGAGAUAUAUAUUCUAUUUAAAUGUUCACAACUUAGAUGGCAAUUUAACAGGC